AUGUUCAUGCGUCCACGUGCAUCAUCUCCUGCAGAAUCUUCCAAAUACCCUGGGUACUCGGGAAAGGGGCUAGAGUUGUCAUCCCAGAAGGACUACAUGGUCCACCACUGUGUCAAAGCAGAAGUUCUUAAGAGAAUAUUUUUUGCUAAUUCCUACCAUAUAUGGUUAACUCAAGUCCAUUACAGGAACAUUUCCAUUGGUGGUGUGCUUGUCCCGCUGGAGCUGAAGUCUAAAGAGCCUGAUGGGGACAGAAUUGUUUACACAGGCACAUAUGACACAGAAGGUGUGGCCCCAACCAAGAGUGGAGAACGGCAACCCAUCCAGAUCACCAUGCCGUUCACAGACAUCGGGACCUUUGAGACGGUGUGGCAGGUCAAGUUCUACAAUUACCACAAGCGAGAUCACUGCCAGUGGGGAAGCCCCUUUUCUGUCAUUGAGUACGAAUGCAAGCCCAAUGAGACACGCAGUCUCAUGUGGGUGAACAAAGAGUCCUUCCUCUGAAGAUGGCCCUUUCCGAUGUUGCUGGACAAUCCCCCCAGAAAUCUACUUUUAGAUAAACCAGCACAAGCCUUACCCAAGGCACGCCACACUGUCGCUCUUUCCCAUCUGGUACCAAUGACUUACUAGCCCCGAAUAUUUCCAAAGUGUAAUUCCCCUCUGAUACGAUAUCCCUGACCUAAAAGAGUGUGAUGUACCAUGACCGAAAAUAUUCCUCUCUGUACUUUGUGCUGGUGUUCCUGCAUCCAGUUGUUCUCAGUCGUGCUGUUGACCGCUUGUGACUGGAGCUCAGUGGAAUUAGCAGGCUUGUCCUAUACCUGAGUGUUCCACCGACGGACUGUGGUGUUUUGUUUCCAAGUUGAGUGAUUCCCCCUUUUUGUGUUUAAUGUUAAAUUUUUUAAAAAUAGCAGUGUGUAUGGGUUCUCCCAUGUGUAAUAUGGUAAUGUGUAACUUGCAAUAUUUGCCAGCUUUCAAAGCAAGCUUUGUGAAAAUGUAAUAAAACGGCAGUGAAUGGAACUCAAAUGUUAUGCUUCCUAUAAACACCUUUUUCAGGGAAGGAUAAUGAUAAACUUAAAGGUCAAAUAGGAAGUGUUUAUAAUGUAUUAAAACUCUUUCAGAUAAGGUAUUGUGCUAUGGCUUAGUGGAAAUAGGGAAAAAGCAUUGCUGUGGACCACUUUUAAACAAAGUGAAAGGAGUUGUAGGGUUACCCCUUUGGCAAGCUACCCUAGUGUUCAGACAUGCAUAUUGAUGGCAUCCCUACAUUCCCCUUCACUUGAACUUUGUAAACUGUGUAUGAAACUGUAAUCAACUUUUGAUAUUUCUUAAUAAAGGCAUUGAAAAUCAUA
This is a messenger RNA of Galeopterus variegatus (Sunda flying lemur), 1343 nucleotides long. It is a transcript of the gene CNRIP1, whose product is annotated as cannabinoid receptor interacting protein 1. Gene Ontology annotation, molecular function: type 1 cannabinoid receptor binding. The transcript has 4 exons. The record is from RefSeq and is a predicted model, not a curated record. Gene Ontology annotation, cellular component: plasma membrane. NCBI's taxonomy places the organism in Eukaryota, Metazoa, Chordata, Mammalia, Dermoptera, Cynocephalidae. Bases 1 to 501 code for a protein of 166 amino acids. Gene Ontology annotation, biological process: negative regulation of signaling receptor activity.